Molecule: messenger RNA, 2535 nt
Organism: Tachyglossus aculeatus (Australian echidna)
Lineage: Eukaryota; Metazoa; Chordata; Mammalia; Monotremata; Tachyglossidae
Gene: SRPRA
Product: SRP receptor subunit alpha
Biological process (GO): SRP-dependent cotranslational protein targeting to membrane
Cellular component (GO): endoplasmic reticulum membrane; signal recognition particle receptor complex
Molecular function (GO): ATP hydrolysis activity; signal recognition particle binding; GTP binding
Source: RefSeq, a predicted model, not a curated record
UCCUCCUCCUCCUCCUCACCGCCGGCACCAUGCUGGAUUUCUUCACCAUCUUCUCCAAGGGCGGGCUCGUGCUCUGGUGCUUCCAGGGCGUCAGCGACUCGUGCACCGGACCCGUCAACGCGCUCAUACGCUCCGUGCUGCUCCAGGAGCGCGGGGGCAACAACUCCUUCACCCAUGAGGCGCUCACGCUCAAGUACAAGCUGGACAACCAGUUUGAGCUGGUGUUCGUGGUGGGCUUCCAGAAGAUCCUGACCCUGACGUACGUGGACAAGCUGAUCGAUGACGUGCACCGGCUGUUUCGGGAUAAAUACCGCACCGAGAUCCAGCAGCACAGCGCGCUGGGCCUGCUGCACGGCACCUUCGACUUCCAGAACGACUUCCUGCAGCUGCUGCGGGAGGCGGAGGACAGCAGUAAGGUUCGGGCUCCCCCCGCCAUGAAGAAGUUCGAAGACUCAGAAAAGGCCAAGAAAACUGUGAGGUCGAUGAUCGAGACCCGGGGGGAGAAGCCCAAAGAGAAGCCCAAGGGCGGCAAGAAGAACAAGGGAGCCAAGAAGGAGGGCACCGAAGGCCCCUCGGCCGGCGGCGGAGGCGCCCCGGCGGCGAAGGCGUCUCCCCCGGGGGGCUCCGGAGCCGGAGAGGAGCUGUCCAAGGAGGAGCAGAUCCGCCGGAAGCGUGAGGAGUUCAUCCAGAAGCACGGCCGAGGCAACGAGAGGGCCGGCAAGUCCUCGAAGGCGGAGGCCCCCAAGGAGAAGGGCAAGAAGGCGCCGCGGGUGUGGGCCCUGGGGGGUAGCAGCGGCCACGAGGUCCUGGACUACAGCGCUCCCACCGCCAACGGCACCCCCGAGCCCGCCCCGCCCGAGGACAUCGCCCUGAUCCGCGGGACGCAGGCCGGGGGGCAGCUCAAGGAGCUGGACUGCAGCAGCUCGGACGAGGACGAGGCGGACCGGGCCGCACCGGCCGUGGCCAAACCCAGCGCCCGGAAGGGAGCCCUGGGCGGCAUGUUCGGGAUGCUGAAGGGCCUGGUGGGCUCCAAGAGCCUGAGCCGCGAGGACAUGGAGUCUGUGCUGGACAAGAUGCGGGACCACCUCAUCGCAAAGAACGUGGCCGCGGAGAUCGCCGUGCAGCUCUGCGAGUCGGUGGCCGGCAAGCUGGAGGGGAAAGUCAUGGGGACCUUCAGCACCGUGACGUCCACCGUGAAGCAGGCGCUGCAGGAGUCCCUGGUGCAGAUCCUGCGGCCCCGGGGCCGGGUGGACAUGCUCCGCGACGUCAUGGACGCCCAGCGCCGCCAGCGGCCCUACGUGGUGACCUUCUGCGGGGUCAACGGGGUCGGCAAGUCCACCAACCUGGCCAAGAUCUCCUUCUGGCUGCUGGAGAACGGGUUCAGCGUCCUCAUCGCCGCCUGCGACACGUUCCGCGCGGGGGCCGUGGAGCAGCUGCGCACCCACGCGCGCCGCCUCACCGCCCUGCACCCGCCCGAGAGCCACGGCGGCCGCACCAUGGUGCAGCUCUUCGAGAAGGGCUACGGCAAGGACGCCGCCGGCAUCGCCAUGGAGGCCAUCGCCUUCGCGCGGAACCAGGGCUACGACGUGGUGCUGGUGGACACGGCCGGCCGCAUGCAGGACAACGCCCCCCUGAUGACCGCCCUGGCCAAACUCAUCGCCGUCAACACGCCCGACCUGGUGCUGUUCGUCGGGGAGGCCCUGGUGGGCAACGAGGCUGUGGAUCAGCUGGUGAAGUUCAACAAGGCCCUGGCUGACCACUCCGUGGCCCAGACCCCCCGCCUCAUCGACGGCAUCGUCUUAACCAAGUUCGACACCAUCGACGACAAGGUGGGAGCCGCCAUCUCCAUGACUUACAUCACGAGCAAGCCCAUCGUCUUCGUGGGCACCGGCCAGACCUACUCCGACCUGCGCAGCCUCAACGCCAAGGCCGUGGUGGCCGCCCUCAUGAAGGCCUAGCCCGGCCCUGCCGCUGCCCCCCGGCCCCGUCCUGCCCCCCCCCCCCCCCCCCAUCAAGAAUGCGCUUCAGUCCGCGAGCGACUUGUCAGUGUUACGCACGGAUCCGGAGGGGGCCGGGGAGGGGGUUGGCCUCGUCCCGCUUUGCUCCCCGGGGUGCCGGGCUUCAGCCGCCGGAGACGGGAAACCCCCUCCCUCCCUCGACCCUUCUCCUCCCCCCGGGCCCCAUCCUGUGCAGGGGUGGGAAGCAUUCACGGUUGCUGCUAAUUGACUGACGACCUCCAUUCACUCACGUCUUCAAAAACCAAAAAAAAAAAAAGCCCAGCCAGGGCCACAGAGGCCGCCCGUCCCUCCGCCCCCCAAACCCCCUUCCCUCUCCUCCAGCGUGCCUGGUAUCUGCGUGCAGCGGGGCAGAACCCAGAACCCAGCCCUCGGGCCCCCCGGGCAGCGAGCACCCCGCCCUAGCUUGGUAUUGCAGAUGUGUUGGUAGUGCAAUAAGGUGAAGGCUGUCCGCCCAGAGAAAUACAUAAUUUAUAUAAGAAAAUAAAUUUCAUAAAUAAAGGCCGCUCGCGCGUGGGGA